GUUUAACUCAUACUCUGGAAUUCAUAUAAAAUUAUACAUUUCUGUAGAGAAGGACCUGAUUUUUCAGCCUGAAAGAUAUGGUUAUCAGCAAAGGUGCCAAUGCACCAAGGCCGGUGAUUGCAGCUAAAAUGCUACUUUGGAACAAGGGUUUCCUAUUUCUGAUGGUGCAAUUCUGUGUUAUGGUGAGGGCCUUUGAAACAACAGCCCCUGGAGAACACCAUUCGGAGACUGACAGACACGAAUACCUGAGAGAAGUUUUACAAGUUUUGUCUGUUGAACAACAGUCUCAGCUGAACCGAAACCAAACUCAGUCUUUAAUUAAAGUGUUGUUUGACAUUUUGGAGUGUCCAACGCGGAUUGCUGGAACACAACAACAAUGUGAUCAGUGCCUUUCAGCAGAUGUGCUUUUUUCUGCUGUGGGAGAAGGUGUCAAUGAACACACUGAUGAAGAAGGUUUUCUGAAGAUUUCGACUGUCCUUCUUUAUUAUAUCAUUAACAUGAGAGAUGUCUGCACCUUAAACUCAUCUGCCGGUUCUCCAGACUACCAGUUCUACCUCACUGCUGUGUUGGACUUCAAUCACAAAGAAGACUUUAAAUAUCUCACACAAAACGAAACUGAAAGCAUCUUGGAAGUCAUUAACCAGCAUUACGUGCCUUCAACAACAAGCCAGUGCACAGAUGCAAUGUUGUUAACCAGGGAAGCUGGUAUUCUGGAUACUCGAGGUGCAGACAGAAAAGCUGUACCAAAACUGGCUGCUGCAAUUAUCACUCAUGUCCUGAAACGGAAUUGCUUUAGCAAACACAGCCUGCCCUUACCAGGAUUCUUCACUGAAUACAUCUUCCAUUCCCUGAACAGUACCAGUAAUAUAAGCACAGGAGACCUUGACCACCUGCUUCAUCUGCUGGGACUUGGAGGAAGUCUGGAGCAUAAGAGACACAGGGGGAGGAGAAGCACAGCUUUCAGGCAGCCACAGGACUCAUCACACCUCCCUGUUCAAAUACAAAGACACACAGAACAUCCAGACUGCCACCAUGGCCUUCUACAGCACAUCCCAGACUGGACAAAGGUUUGUUUCUCAGCCAAGCAACUUGUGCAGAUUCAUUUGCAAGGCAGCCAUCCUUUGAUUUCUAAAGAACACUUUAGCCAAAUUAGCCCUGCCAUCAUCCAGCAGUUGCUUAGUGGCGCCUGUGAAAGCAGGGAACAGGACAACACAAGCUCUCCUCCAAGUGCCAUAGAGAAAUAUGGCUACAGCACAUUGGCUGUCUUGGUAAUCACAGUGAGCUCUAUGCUUGGCAUCAUCCUAAUCUUUUUCAACUCCUGUCAAGAGACCUAUGCUCUUAUACUGCAGCUGUUUGUAGGUCUAGCAGUUGGGACACUUUCAGGUGAUGCACUUCUGCACCUCCUGCCACAGAUCCUUGGCCUGCAUGACCAUGUGCAUCAUGAGGAAGACAGUUCAAUCAAAGAAAAAGAUUACCUCUGGAAACUUCUAGGAAUGAUUGGGGCAAUCUAUGGGUUUGUCCUAAUUGAAAAGAUGUUUUUUCUUCUAGUGUCAUCACGAGGUCAGGAUCAUUCAUUUGCAAAUGGCUACUUGGGACAUUCCCAUGACUUUCCUCUGGAAUCUAACUGUAGUGACCAAUCAGUGCGAGAAAAAUCCACAUCAACUAUGCAACUGGGAAUUCCAGAAGAUUCUGAAAACACCGAAAUUCCCUCAGAUGAUUUACAUCUACAUGGUGAAGAACAUAUUUCUACAAGUGGCAAAAAACAAAGGAUUUCCUUGCUGGCUAUCAUGGUUAUAGUUGGAGACAGCCUUCACAAUUUUGCAGACGGACUAGUAAUAGGUGCAGCUUUUUCGUCAUCAGUGGAGACUGGCAUGGCAACCACUGUUGCCAUUUUAUGCCAUGAAAUCCCUCAUGAAAUGGGUGAUUUUGCGGUGUUGCUGAAUUCUGGACUAUCAGUAAAGAAUGCCAUGCUGAUGAAUUUUAUCAGUGCACUCACAGCCUUCAUCGGGCUCUACAUUGGGCUCUUCGUCUCGACGGACACAGGCGUUCAGCAGUGGAUAUUUACUGUUACUGCAGGAAUAUUCUUAUACCUAUCACUAGUGGAAAUGCUUCCUGAAAUGACCCAUGUACAGACUCAUCGCCCCUGGUUAAUGUUCUUCCUGCAGAACCUGGGACUCCUGCUGGGCUGGGCCUGUCUCUUGGUCUUGGCUCUUUACGAGCAUAAGCUUAAAUUCUGAAGCAUCCAAAGCAUUUAUCUAAGAAAUAUAAUUACAGUAUACCUGUAAACGGGAACUCCACUAUUAUAGCAACGGUUUGUAUAAACUAAAUUAGACAAGUUCCAAUUCUUAAAUAUAACCAGUGGUCAUACAAAAUAUACAUUUUGUAGAACAGUUGUUUGUUCUCUAUUAAAACAACCUCACUUGAUUUUUUUGUUUGUUUAAUCAAUUAAACUAGUGGUUAUUAAUGGUCAUUCCUUGGUUGCAGUCCAUGUUUACAGAUGAAAACAUCAAGACGAGGAGUGUCCUGGUGAUCAAACCACUGCUUUAAAAGGGAGGAAUUUUUUGUUAACCUGUCAACAAGCAUCUAUCUUAGCAAAGCCACUGAUUAUAUAUAUACAGUGCCUUGCGAAAGUAUUCGGCCCCCUUGAACUUUGCGACCUUUUGCCACAUUUCAGGCUUCAAACAUAAAGAUAUGAAACUGUAAUUUUUUGUGAAGAAUCAACAACA
Molecule: messenger RNA, 2726 nt
Organism: Acipenser ruthenus (sterlet)
Lineage: Eukaryota; Metazoa; Chordata; Actinopteri; Acipenseriformes; Acipenseridae
Product: zinc transporter ZIP12-like
Exons: 13
Coding region: 78-2237 (719 amino acids)
Biological process (GO): intracellular zinc ion homeostasis; zinc ion import across plasma membrane
Cellular component (GO): membrane
Molecular function (GO): zinc ion transmembrane transporter activity
Source: RefSeq, a predicted model, not a curated record